Mesorhabditis belari is the source of this 1407-nucleotide messenger RNA. The record is from the annotation of a GenBank genome assembly. NCBI's taxonomy places the organism in Eukaryota, Metazoa, Nematoda, Chromadorea, Rhabditida, Rhabditidae.
AUGUCUGAAAGCGCGAACGAGGAUUUCGAUAGACAGGGCUUACGUAAGAACAACGAGGAAGAAGAAGAACCUAUCUACGUGGCCGCGAAAGAUAGCGAAGAUGGAGAACUACUGGAAUUACCUUGCAACCCCGACAAAACACUCUCGUUGACAACUCUAUCGCAUUCGUUUCCUGGGGCCACUGGGUUGAAGUUUAAAAAUCCGAAGACGGGAGCUAGUCGGGCUGUUAUGUUGGAUCCAACUGGCUCACUGUUUGUGUGCCCUGCAGGCGGAUGGGAAGAUCGAAUAUUUACGGCAAUUUUUCCACCACGAGUGAGUUCUGGUGUCGAAGCAUCAAAUGUUGGUGUGUCCGGACAAGUCGGGUAUGUCGGAAAAGCCGAAGCAAAGCGACGCAAGGUGAAUCACUCGGAGAGCGACUCGGACCAAGAUGACAUUCUUCCGCGAACCGAUCGCCAAAAAGCGGCCAGCGUCAGCAAACGAGAGCGUCUGUCCAAACCCACCGAUUUACUCAUUCUUGGUCUCCCACCACAGAUUGAGGACGAAACCGUCAGAAAUUACCUCGAAACCUUUGGCCCGGUCAAGUUGCUCAACAUAAAAAAAAAUUCGGAGGGUCAAGGGAAAGGAUUUGGAUUUUGCAUCUUCGAAAAUGUCGAGGAUCAAGAAAAGGUUUUGUAUCAAUCACAUACAAUUGGUGGCAGACUGUGUGAAAUCAAAUUACCGGAUCGUCCAUACACAUCAGAUACGGGAGGUGGUCCUGUUUCAUCGGCAAGGAAAGAACACUCUAACUCAAAGAAGAUUUUCAUUGGGCGUAUUACCGAUAAGAUCACGUCAGAGCGUUUGCGGGAUUUUUUCGCUGAAGAAGUACGGAAAAUAGAUAGUGCAACGACAAUUGAGGAUGUUUACAUUCCGAAGCCGUUUCGCGGUUUUGGAUUCGUUACGCUGUCAAAGUCAGAAGUUGCUAGGAAACUAUGCAAGUUGGAAUCUGUGGUGAUUGAUGGCGUUUCUGUGGCCAUCUCUGAAGCUCUACGUAAGCAAGACGAGAAACCGCAAGAACCCGAAUACAGUCCAUCAUCGUCCGAAUAUCCCCCGCAAUAUCCCUUCACAUAUGGCGGCCAACUCGGCGGAAUGUAUCCUAGUGCUGGAGGAUCUCGGUCAAGUUACAGUCCUGGUCCUCAACCCCAACCGUAUUUUCCCAGGCAUAAAAGGCCCAUGCGCAGCGCUGAUCGGGGAAGCAAUGACUACAAUAGCUGGGGAUAUGGAGGAUAUCCUGGACAAGCACCACCCGGAUCUGCUGGAAUUGAUCCAGCUGGAUGGUAUCCUUAUCAGCCGAGUUCUCACAACAUUGCCUCCGGCGUUGAUGCGAUCAAUUUGAACCGACAAAAUGAUUUCACACCAAGGCGAUACCCA